Cannabis sativa is the source of this 2001-nucleotide messenger RNA. RefSeq names its product ankyrin repeat-containing protein At5g02620. NCBI's taxonomy places the organism in Eukaryota, Viridiplantae, Streptophyta, Magnoliopsida, Rosales, Cannabaceae. The record is from RefSeq and is a predicted model, not a curated record. The transcript has 3 exons. Gene Ontology annotation, cellular component: plasma membrane. Gene Ontology annotation, molecular function: protein phosphatase regulator activity; protein phosphatase 1 binding. Bases 111 to 1967 code for a protein of 618 amino acids.
UUUCCAAGAAUUUACUAGAUUUCCUACUUAUAAAUAUAGGUACUUGAAUACAAUACCUCUACUAACCCUCUCUCAGUUCACAGCCUUGGUAUACCUAUAACAACACAGUAAUGAUGGAUCCAAGGCUUUUGGAGGCAAUUAGCAGCAACGAUGUAUCCACAUUCCUUAGCUUGGUUAGAGAAAAUGAAGGUAUUCUUGAGCAAAGAACAGACGGUUUGAACACAGUCAUACACUUUGCUACAAUGUUUGGACAUGUAGAAAUCGUAUCUGAAAUAGUUAAGCUCUGUCCUGAAAUGAUUGCUGCUGAGAACAAAGACUUGGAGACACCUGUCCACAUAGCUUGUCGCCAGGGGAAUUUAGAUGUUUUGAAACUACUUUUGGAAGCUAAUCCCAGAGCGGCUUUUAAGCUCAACUCUGAUAAACAAAGUGCUUUCUAUGUGGCUUGUAGUCUUGGUCAUCUUGACGCUGUGAAUCUCCUACUCAAACAGCCUGGUAUUCUUGAGUCAGAAGAAGUUGGCCUUGAUCAAACUUGCAUCCUUGUGGCUGCAACUAAAGGACACACAGAUGUUGUUAGGGAGAUACUAAAUACGAGUCCUUAUUUGGCUCAAAAGAUUGAUGAGAAAGCAAACUCAGCUUUGCACUACGCUUGUAGUGAAGGGCAUAGGGAGAUAACUUGGAUGCUGCUGAGGCGUGAUCCAAAUCUAGCUCUACAAUACAACAACAACGGUUACACACCUCUGCACUUGGCUGCAAUACAUGGUGAAGUUUCAGUCCUUGAAGAAUUUACGCGAAAAGCACCUGCAGCUCUUCACUACCUCACUAAAGAGGAGGAAUCAGUCUUUCACUUGGUAGUUAGACAUGGAAAAUUAGAAGCUUUGGUGUUCUUGGUAUAUGUCUUCAAUGGUACAAACCUUCUUCACUGCCAGGAUCGGUAUGGUAACACUGUCUUGCAUCUAGCUAUUUCGCGAGGGCGGCAUCAGAUUGCUGAGUUCUUGAUGAGCAAAACAAAGGUGGAGAUUAAUACUCGAAACAGUAAAGGUCAAACAGCAUUUGACUUGCUUGACCAAAGUAAAGACAGUGCAGAAAGUAGGAAACUUGAGAGCUUAUUUACAAGAGCCGGUGGAGAAAGAAGCAUAGAUAUCAUAGCAUGUUCACCUGACACCUUGUCUUCAAGGCUGAGUUAUCUAUUCGAAUCAGAUAAUGAAAACGGUUCCCCCUCAAUGCCUACAGAGAUAACCAACUGCAUCAACCUAAAGAGCCAAAGAAAAUCUCAUGUUUUAUCACCCCAAAACCAAACUCAAGAGAUUGAGCUCUUGUCCCCUACCGAUUUCUCAAAGCAGAGGACUCACAGCAAAAGACUUCACAUGAGUAGUUUCAAAGAAAAGAACCACAAGAUAAUACAUGAUGAGGCAAUACUAAACGCAAGAAACACUAUCAUACUAGUUACCAUUUUGAUCGCCACAGUAACAUUUGCUGCCGGGAUUAACCCUCCUGGAGGGGUCUACCAAGAUGGACCUAAGAGAGGGAAAUCAAUGGUGGGAGAGACGAAAGCUUUUCAGGUAUUUGUAAUAAGCAACGAUUUGGCUCUGUUCACGUCUCUUUCAAUUGUUGUUGUUUUGGUCAGUAUCAUACCGUUUAGAAGAAAGCCUCAGAUGAGACUGCUUGUGGUUGCUCAUAAGGCCAUGUGGGUGGCUGUGGCGUUUAUGGCAACGGGGUAUGUUGCAGCCACAUGGGCCACCUUGCCUAAAAGCCAGGGGACUGAAUUUCUGUUUGUGGCUCUUCUGGCUGUUAGUGGCGCAACUCUUGGGAUUAUUUUCAUUGCUUUAGUCGUUUUACUGGUUGAACACUGGCUAAGGAAACUCAAGUGGAGAAAAUUGAUGGCAAGAUGGAGUCUUAGAGAUGCUGAAGUGGAGAGUCAUAAUUCUGAUGUUGAGAGUUCUUUCCAUCAGGGGUAUCAUUCAUUUUGAUCAAUCAAGUUCCUAGAAAUUUGUUAAGGUUGUA